AUGAAAAGGCGCCAGUGGUUCUACGAUCCCGUCAUUCAGAGCAUUAAGAGCAAGUCCUCCCGCUUGUGCUUGGACGCGCCCGAGCACAAGCACGGUGGAUCUGUGGUCUUGGCCAAUUGCGAUCCCAACAACGUCAACCAGAAGUGGGUCUUGAACGACUUCACGGGCCAGAUCCAUCAUGCAACGCACUUUGGGUUUUCCCUCGGCGCCCCCGACGACGUUGACGGACUCGUGCGCUUGUUGUGGAGUGACAAAAACAACGUCAACCAACACUGGAACAUCAAGCCCGUCAAGGCCAACGCGUAG
Aphanomyces astaci is the source of this 306-nucleotide messenger RNA. RefSeq lists its product as hypothetical. The coding region runs from base 1 to 306 and encodes 101 amino acids. The transcript has 2 exons. The record is from RefSeq and is a predicted model, not a curated record. NCBI's taxonomy places the organism in Eukaryota, Oomycota, Saprolegniomycetes, Saprolegniales, Verrucalvaceae.